AUUAUAAUAAGCAUUUUAAGUUUACCAUUUAAGAUAACUUUUAAUUUAUAGGAAAUCUCGAGUUUGUACAUUUAUUACAAUAAUUUGAGGAACUCUCGUGUAUUCAUAUCAACAGAUCAUGAACGCUAAUGCUGUUUAAUUAUAACAUUUUACUUAUGGAAGAACAUCGAGUUCUCGUAGCUAAUUAUAUCAUGUUUUACUUAUGGAAAAACAACUAUUUUCAAAUGAGUUCUCGUAACAGACGAAUGGGACAAAUCAUCGACGAUGUGUUUAUGGAAUUACAAGACAAUAUAUAUCUGCUUGAUUCAAAAAUGCUUCAGCUCUUAAUAAAUUUAUUAGUGAGAAAUUGGAAAAAAGCUGAGGAUUAUCGAUGCUUAUUUUGCGAACUGGUUUGGAAGAGUGAUUUUGAGGAGCUGGACUUCGGAGUUCGGAGGUAUUGUCUUCUGAACCUUGACUUGGGUUUGAAGCGUUUGGAAGGCACUCUUUACAACACCUUCACAAUGAUCGUUCGCCACUACUUGGAUUAUUUCUAAUUAAAA
Messenger RNA from Rhizophagus irregularis DAOM 181602=DAOM 197198, 539 nucleotides. NCBI's taxonomy places the organism in Eukaryota, Fungi, Glomeromycota, Glomeromycetes, Glomerales, Glomeraceae. The record is from RefSeq and is a predicted model, not a curated record.